GUCAAUUUGCAUAAGGUUUCGCAGUCGCAGCAGCGAAAUAAAGUUGAUAAUUGACAAAGACAGCAAGGCGAAAGAAACAUAAAAAGUCAGCAGUGCAGUUGAAGAUGAAGAAGUUUGCAAAGGGUAUAAAGAUAUAAAUGUAAAGGAGGAAGUAAAAAAGCAAAGAAAAGCGGAGAGAAAGAAAGAAAAAUAUAUUUUGACAACGUUUUUUCCAUUCGCGAAACGAACUACGUCUUAUAAAACAAAAUAAUCAGUUUAAAAUUUAGCUGAAAUACAAAUUGAUCAUAAAAAAGAUAGCGAAACACAUAUUAUUAAUCGCUGAAAGUGCAAAACAGUGAACGGGUUCGGGCAAAAAAGCCUGGAAGGUGACAAGGAUCAACCAAGUAAAACAACAGCAACGAGACCAUUAAAAAUCACUACGUACGAUUCCAUUGGAUUCAAUUUGCGUAUAAUAAAUAACAGAGCUUUACUGAUAAAAAAGCGAAAAGUCUUGAGGAGGUGUAAAAAUAGACGAAGGCAAGAAUUAGCGGAACCAUGAGUGUUGUACGACACUUUGUGCUACUGUCACAAUUGCCUAAACUGGGACCAAAUUACUACUGGUUAAAAGGAGUCUGUUGCGCCAGCGUCGUUAGUCAGAUCAGAAGUCCCAAUGGCACGGUAACCUCAACACGUUGCCUGCACAAUCAUACAGAUGGCAAUGGACCCUUCCGCACAACCGUCACAGCUACCGCGGCGUCGUCGGGCAAUGGCAGCACCACUAGCGGCAGCACCACAUCGGGCACAGGCGCCAGCAAUGGCGGUUCGAUGGGUGGUGUCGGCGGUGGUGGUGGCGCCACGACCACAGGCAGCGGCGGUGAACCACCCAAUGACAAGAAUAUACUCUCCUGUCCGAAAUGUGGUAAUCCAUGCACCCAAGUGGAGACUUUUGUCAGUUCGACACGUUUCGUGAAGUGCGCCAAAUGUAAUCACUUCUUCGUUGUGCUCUCCGAAGUCGAUACGAAGAAGAAUGCAAAGGAGGAGCCGAAAAAUUAUCGCAAACCACCACCGCCACCACAGAAAAUUAUGGAGUACUUGGAUCGUCAUGUGGUCGGACAGGAUUUUGCGAAAAAGGUACUCGCCGUCGCCGUGUACAAUCACUACAAACGCAUACACCAUAAUUUGCCACAAGUGCAGACGCAAACGAACAUACAGUCCAACGAUGCAAUGGGCCGCACCGAUUUGCUGCAUAUAUCCGGUAUUGGACACACAAUAGGUAACACAUCAGGCACAGAAUUGCCGCCGAAGGGGCACUUGUCCGGUGCUGGUAAUAGCAGUGGCGCACAUCAUGCGCAUUCGGAUAGCGGUUCGGAAAUAUUGGAUAAGCAAAAUUACGAAGUCAAAUUGGAGAAGAGUAAUAUUUUGAUGUUGGGCCCAACCGGUUCGGGUAAAACUUUGAUUGCACAGACAAUUGCACGGUGUCUCGAUGUACCGUUUGCGAUCUGUGAUUGCACCACCCUCACACAAGCCGGCUAUGUUGGUGAGGACAUCGAAAGCGUAAUUUCAAAGCUGCUACAAGACGCUAACUACAAUGUUGAGCGCGCUCAAACCGGCAUUGUGUUCUUGGAUGAAGUCGACAAAAUCGGCGCUGUGCCCGGCAUACAUCAGUUGCGUGACGUGGGCGGCGAGGGUGUGCAACAGGGCAUGCUGAAAAUGCUGGAAGGCACCAUCGUCAACGUGCCCGAACGUAAUUCACCGCGUAAAUUGCGAGGCGAGACUGUACAAGUGGACACGACGAAUAUACUUUUUGUGGCGUCGGGCGCCUAUACUGGACUGGAUCGUCUUAUUGCAAGGCGACUCAACGAAAAGUACUUGGGUUUCGGCAUACCAUCAACAAAUUCGUCCGGGCGUCGUGCCGCUCAAUCGACCGCUUCUCCGAUGGACAGUGAUCAGGAGGAACGUGAUAAAAGCCUGAAAAAAGUGCAAGCUAGAGAUCUCGUCGAAUUCGGCAUGAUACCUGAAUUUGUUGGUCGCUUCCCCGUCAUUGUUCCCUUCCACAGCCUCAAUGUGAGUAUGCUGGUGAGAAUUCUAACCGAACCCAAGAAUGCCUUAAUACCGCAGUACAAGGCGCUCAUUGGCAUGGAUAAGGUGGAGUUAACAUUCGAGCGUGAUGCCAUCGAAUCGAUAGCCGCCAUGGCAAUGGAGCGUCAUACCGGCGCACGUGGCCUCCGUUCGAUUAUGGAGCAAUUGUUGCUAGAUCCCAUGUUUUUGGUGCCCGGUUCCGACAUCACCGGUGUACACAUCACCGCCGACUACGUGAAGGGCGACGCACAGCCUGUGUAUGUACGCAAAGAAAAUGGCGAUGACGGUACCGCGGAUGAGAAUGAUAGUGAGGGUAAAAACUAUGAGGACAGCGAAAGCGCCAAAGUACGCAUCACGCAAUAAAUUGACACUAUAGAACACGUCAGAAAUGUUGCGGCAACAUGUUGCUAUCAAAGCAGUGCAUGAGUGCUUUUGUUUAAACAAAAACCAAAAAAACUCGGCUUUUGUUCGAAGCAUUCUCACCAAAAUAACAACAAAAAACAAGGCAAAUGUGUUUGCGGUUGCGUUGUGGCGUUGCGUUGGUCCUCCUUUUACUACAACUACACAAAUUGUUCAAGUACACCCCGUACUUUACGUUAUAUUUUUGAACAGCUAAUAGGAAACAGAAUAUCUUUAAGAAAUAUUUAAAGGCAAAAAAGCAACAAAAAAAAAACACAUUUAUAUAUUGAAAUUGCCCAGCAAACAAUAAUCAAUUAUUUUCAAUAUAUAUUAUUAUGAUCAUUAUUAUUAUUAAAUGAGCACUACUUAUGUAUAUUUUUAGUCUAUAUUUUGCAAUAAACGCAAAUAAGAAAAGUUAA
Messenger RNA from Bactrocera neohumeralis, 2876 nucleotides. It is a transcript of the gene ClpX, whose product is annotated as ATP-dependent Clp protease ATP-binding subunit clpX-like, mitochondrial. Gene Ontology annotation, cellular component: mitochondrial matrix. The record is from RefSeq and is a predicted model, not a curated record. Gene Ontology annotation, molecular function: ATP binding; ATP hydrolysis activity; protein dimerization activity. The transcript is spliced from 6 exons. NCBI's taxonomy places the organism in Eukaryota, Metazoa, Arthropoda, Insecta, Diptera, Tephritidae. Gene Ontology annotation, biological process: proteolysis; protein catabolic process; protein folding. Bases 535 to 2421 code for a protein of 628 amino acids.